This is a messenger RNA of Gossypium raimondii (Peruvian cotton), 1540 nucleotides long. Its product is annotated as isopentenyl phosphate kinase. Gene Ontology annotation, molecular function: kinase activity. The transcript has 12 exons. Gene Ontology annotation, cellular component: cytosol. NCBI's taxonomy places the organism in Eukaryota, Viridiplantae, Streptophyta, Magnoliopsida, Malvales, Malvaceae. Bases 232 to 1221 code for a protein of 329 amino acids. The record is from RefSeq and is a predicted model, not a curated record.
CUCUAGUUGAGUUUAAUUUUCUUUUAUGAUGACUGGAUUGGAGCCGGUUGAAUCGAUAUCCCACCUGAUUUGGUUCAGCGAAUCAAAGUCUGCAGCUUGGGAGAAUCAUUUAACUCUUAAAGUGUCUUGUUUGACCCUACACUGCACAUCAUCGUAGAUUCGGUCAUAACAUUAACACCAGUGUAAGAAUAAUAGCAACAUCAACUCAGAUCAUCGUCAAACAAUCCCAAAAUGGAAGAAACCAACCUUAACCAAACAAUCCGUUGCAUCGUCAAACUUGGAGGAGCAGCAAUUACUUGUAAAAAUGAGCUAGAGAAGAUCAAUGAAGAGAAUCUGGACACAGUUUCAUCCCAUUUGAGGCAAGCAAUGAAUCUGGGUUCUUGCUCAAAGCAAGUUAUGGGGAUGGAUUGGAGUAAAAGAGAUGGGGUUUCGGAUAUUUCUUCUAGUUUAUGUGAUUUUGGUGAUCAGUGUCAGUUCAACGUUGAUUUCAGCAGAUUUGUUGUCGUUCAUGGUGCAGGUUCAUUUGGGCAUUUUCAGGCAAGCAAAUCUGGGGUUCAUAAAGGGGGAUUGAAUCAACCUCUUGUCAAGGCUGGUUUCGUUGCAACUCGAAUUUCUGUCACGACUCUUAAUCUUGAAAUUGUUCGAGCACUAGCCAGAGAGGGUAUUCCUUCUAUCGCAAUGUCUCCGUAUUCAUGUGGAUGGUCAACCUCCGAAAGAAAUGUAGCUUCUGCUGAUUUGUUGGGAGUAGCCAAAGCGAUUGACUCAGGCUUUAUCCCUGUUUUACACGGAGAUGCAGUACUUGAUGACCGCCUGGGAUGCACCAUUUUGAGCGGAGAUGUUAUCAUCCGUCAUCUUGCAGAACACCUGAGGCCGGAAUAUGUCGUCUUUCUUACUGAUGUUUCGGGUGUAUAUGACCGACCACCAACCGAUCCAAAUGCUGUUCUCUUAAGAGAAAUAGCCGUGGAUGAAGAUGGAAAGUGGUCCGUUGUGAAACCAACUCCGCAAAGCAUGAACAAGCAAGUUGAAAUAACGGUAGCAGCUCAUGAUACGACUGGGGGAAUGGUGACCAAAAUAUCGGAAGCUGCAAUGAUUGCAAAGCUCGGAAUUGACGUUUACAUAGUGAAGGCCGCCACAAGCCACUCAUUGAGAGCAUUGAGGGGAGAACUGAGACAUGACAUACCAGAUGACUGGCUCGGGACGGUUAUCCGGUUCUCAAGAUAGAUCGCACGAGGUAUUGGAGGAUAUUUUAUGACUAAUCAGGGAACAAUAUCUUGGAGCCUUUUUCAAGUGAAGAUAUAAAUUCCAACAAAGUGACAUUUUGCGUCACCAUGCUUGCCUCUCUUCAAAGUCGGAACUUCCACAACCUGUAAUAACAUUUAGUACACGAAAGAACUGGUUGAUGUUUUAGUAGAUUAUGAACAACAUGACCAAAUCCCUCUACUUUGCAAUUUUUAUGGAUUUACUUCUUAUAUCUGUAAUCUGAAAUUUAUAUUGAGGUGCCUAUUUACAAAAACUAAAUAAUUUCCUUUUUGACUUUCAA